Molecule: messenger RNA, 975 nt
Organism: Vavraia culicis subsp. floridensis
Lineage: Eukaryota; Fungi; Microsporidia; Pleistophoridae
Exons: 1
Coding region: 1-975 (324 amino acids)
Source: RefSeq, a predicted model, not a curated record
AUGAUCUUUUUAUACAUCGUUGUUCUAUUGUUCAAUGGAACAGUGAUAGCAUCAUCUGAAGAUAGUAAAACUAAUCCUGAACAUUUGAUAACCACCGAGGCAUUUCGUCCCUUGGAUCUAUUAACACCCGAUAUCGAAAGUGUUAUAAAGAUGGUAGUGAACAAUACCAGUGCUGUCGAUGAGGAGCUUAAGAAGAGGAUAUUAGUAAAACUGGAGGAAAUGAACUUCGAGACAAAUAAAAUAACGGAUGAAGAGGUGGUGACAAUAAGAAGUAUUAUGGAAAAGAACAAAGAUACGUUCUAUGAUAAUUUCAUAAAUAUUUGUACGAAUUUGUCACAAGAACCACUUUUAGAGAAGACUUGGGAUUUAAGCUUAUUGGCUGAAAGAAUCCGAUCGGGCGUGUACACGUUAGUCGAACAAUCGCAUGAGCAAAAGCUUGUAAGGUAUUCUACAUUACUCUUGAAUAGGAAUUCAGAGAUUUUCGAGCUUUUGAAAGGUGUUUUAGAGGACUUUGACAGAUUGGGAGAUACCGUGUUGCACUUCAACCCUGUAAAUGAGAGUGAUAUAAAAAAGAUAUCACUAAAUAACGAACAACUCGUUGAAAACAUUACAAAGAUAGUGAAUACUAUUGCAAACGAAUUUAUAACUAGUACAAUGAACAAUACGUCGCGAAAGAAUAAACAAAUGGUUGAAACGCUUGUAACAUACGUAGUUGAACAGAAACAGUACAUACUAAAUAGGACAGCUACUUUAGUUGAAGAGUUGAGUACUUUGGAAAAUGAAGGGGUCGUUAAAACAGUUGCACAAGGAAAUUUAGAAAUCAAACACCUGAUUACCAGAAAUAUGGAUAUGCUAACAGAUUUGAUAAGGAAAAUCAUUACAGAUUUAUCUGAUGAUGCACUGCAAAAGGUAAAAGAAAUGAUGAACUCUGUAAAUAAGGAUUUUCUACAGAGAAUAUUACCAGGUUUUCAGUAA